AUUCUGCUUGGUUUAACCAAAAUGCAUUCUUUCAUAUACGUCUUGUUGAUACAAUUAAACCAUUUUUCUCAGUGUACCUAAUCUAUCUUGCAGAACGAACGCGAACGAUGGCAUACGGAAAAACCAAUUUAUUUCGAUGUAUACAUAGUUGGAAAAGAAAACGCUCUAGUCGAAGAAAAGAUUCAUGUAUGCUUUUUUGUUUCAUAAUCCUAUAUGGCUGUAAUGAUUGAUCAGGAGUCUUAAAAAGGAUAAGGAUGGAGUGGAGCGAUAAAGAAUGUUAUUCAAAGACACCUGUAACGCCUUAGACAAAUCUAUUCGCAUCUAUCCUGGUUUCCUAGUAGAAUGGACGAAUGAAACGACGACUGCUUGGUAUAUAACGAGAUCUGGUUGGUGCUGUGGAUGCUUCUUUAGCUCUCUCUUUCUCUGUUUCUUUUUCUCUCCCUCCCACCUACCCUCUAUCUGGUGACGCGUGUACGAGUACACGCGUUCGUGCACGCGCGUAGUUAUCGUACGAAUGUGACGAUGCAAGCGUAUUAUAUACAUGAUAGGCGACGAAGCGAGAUAGAAUAUUUAUCUAGGCUUGUUUGCAGUCGAAACUUUUGUCACUUGCGAGUAUACUGGUGCAAGUGCCGCGCGAUAAUUUCGGUCCAUCAUUUCUUAUUUAUGCAUAUCAUUUGUUAUUUAUUUACGUUAUUUGUGCACUCGUCCGCGAUAUAAGUUUCCGAAACGUCUGAUCCUCCGACUUCGACCACGGCCGAUGAUUCGAUUUGCCCCGAAAAUAGGCGUGCAGGACCGUGUUAAUCGAAAUUAGAAUCUUUGUGUCUCCCUCUCUCCUUCUUCCCCUUCUCUUCUGGUACGGAGCGUCGCAUCGCGCCGCACCGCGUCUCGACUGAACUCAGCUCCGAGUCUCUAGCCGAGCGAACUCGCAACAGUCGCAACUAAACUCGCGCACCGAGCGCUACGCGCGUCAUCGCGUGCACCGCGCGAAUGCCUCGUAACCGAGAAACAACGGAUCUGCGCGUCGCCGCGACUCCUGCCCUUCCAACAGCUCGUCGCAAUAUGUGCAGUGUCCCCCUUCGAGGAAAAUGCAAUUGAGCGUAGAUAAAAUGAUGCAAGCAUGAUAACGCGCGGUCUCGGCGCGGACGAGGAACGGAGCCGCGUGGGAGCGUUCGCCCGGAUUCGAAAAUAUCGGGAAUCGAUGUCCAUUGAAUGCGAUUCGAGUGACACUCGGUAAGAGGUGCCGUACGUACGCCGGCAGCUUCGAAUCUCGCAUCGCUGAAUUCCGGAUUCUCUGAAUUCUGUUGCAAAGUCAACAAUCGACAAUCGCACGUUGUGGGAUUCGCCGCAAACUUCACGGUAGUGUUCUCUCUCGAAGCGCGACUGCAAAGGAAGCAAAAACCCGUUUCGGACAGUGGAUAGUUGUAACGAAUCCGUUCGUUCCUGGUUUUCCCGCUUGUCUCGUGUCGCAAGCGAAUCGGGCCAACUUAUUUACCAGGCACGCACGCGCUCGCGCUCGCGCGCGAUAAGGCGUAACUGACGCGGUUGCAAUCGGUUUCCAGAGCGAAACAGAGUGAAGUUGUCGCUGGUCGGCGGUCGGGAUCGUUCCUCGGGGGCGAUCGAACGUCUUGAAGUUGACUCCGUGGGGCCACGUGGGCGUUAUCGGACACAAUUUGCCCCGAGAGGUCGUACGUGGGAGCGAUUACGCGAACGAGUUCAUUCAUCGUGCGGAUUCCAGUUCGCCGGAAGUGACGGCGUACGGCGACUUCCUCGCUGUGUGCGCGCGUGCACGGUACCAGUCGAGUGCAUCGUGCACAAACGCGUCCGCGCUCGCUCGCGCGCGUGCUGACCUAGAGGAAGCGAAAGGAGAAGAAAGAGAGGAUGUCGACUCGCCGGCGGGCGACCGCGACCACGUUGAGCAGCGAGAUGCAGUGCUCUGUUGUCGGGCGACGGUCAGUAGCUCUUUGAAGGUUUCGCCCUGUCGACGAUGGACAGGAUCGGUCGUGCGAACUGUUUGCGACUACUACGAAAGGCCGAGCUCUGUGUCGUCAUCGUCUUCCCUCGUGGCAGCUCGCCACGCUCGCCAGCGCGAUUAUGCAGCUGAAGAAAGCGAUGCUCAAGAUAUUCGAUCAAUGCCUGCACUUGCGGAGCAUCGAGGAGCCGAGGAUGACGGCGGAGACGGCGGCUCCUUGCGUACAAGGAGUACAGGGAGCGCAGAGCGGCAUGGCGAGUCAGAGUAUGUUGCAACAGGUGCAGGAUGGAAGUGGCGGCAACGGCAGCGGCGGCGGCGGCGGUGCUUAUUACUCCUCGACAUCGACCUCGACAGUGUACGAUCCAGAAUACGCUCGAAUGGAGGCCUGGCUCGACGAGCACCCCGACUUCGUUAGCGACUACUUUUUAAGGAAAGUAACGCGGCAAACUGUAGACAUGUGGUUGGUAUCACAUGCGACACCGACCUCGUCAUCCAGCAGUUGCGUGGAGCUGUCGAGUCCGACCCAUGCCGCCGCGGCCGGCAACUCGUCUUCCGGUCGAGGUGGUGGCUCGGGAGCCACCACUCCCGUACGCAAGAUCUCGGCGCACGAAUUUGAACGGGGAGGUCUCCUGAAGCCUAUUGUAAAUACGAUUGACGGAACCCCGACGUUCCUGAGUGUGUCGCCAGGUGAUACCGGUCAACCAGGUGGUGCGCAAGUCGGUUCCGGUAAUCCGAACCGACCUCAAAGGCGAUCCAGACACGAGCUCAGGCAUCUCGACGAAAAGGAUCUCAUUUUCGAACUGGUGAAAGAUAUUUGCAACGAGCUGGACGUGAGAUCGUUGUGCCAUAAGAUCCUGCAGAACGUGAGCACGCUUCUCCAUGCGGAUCGCGGUUCGCUGUUCCUUGUUCAGGGGGAAAGGAGCAGCACCGCCAAUUCGUCUUCUCAGAGUCAGGAGAACAACUCCACAGAUAACUUCAACGAUGAGGAUUCGCGACGUAACGAUCAAUCCUAUUCGAGGAAUAGGUGUCUGGUAUCGAAACUGUUUGACGUGUGUUCGAGAUCAACGUUACUAGAGAUGGAGAAGAAAGACGAGAUUAAGAUCCCGUGGGGCACUGGAAUCGUCGGAUACGUCGCCGAGAGUGGAGAACCCGUCAACAUACCGGACGCAUACAAGGAUUCGAGGUUUAAUCGUGAAAUUGACGCGUUAACGGGAUAUCGUACGCGAGCCUUAUUGUGCAUGCCUAUUAAAGAUUGCAACGGUGACGUAAUCGGAGUGGCGCAAGUAAUCAACAAGCUCGGUGGCGAGGGACAGUUCACUGCGCAGGACGAAAAGGUUUUCGCCGGUUACUUACAAUUCUGUGGUAUCGGCUUGAGAAAUGCGCAGCUUUACGAGAAGAGUCAAUUGGAAGUGAAGAGGAAUCAAGUUCUGCUGGAUCUGGCCAGAAUGAUCUUCGAAGAACAGAGCACGAUAGAGCACAUGGUUCUCAGGAUUCUCACGCACACGCAGUCGUUAAUCCAAUGUCAACGUGUUCAGGUGCUGCUCGUGCACAAAGCUUCGAAGGGAAGUUUCUCGCGCGUCUUCGACUUUGAAGCGAACGACCUCGUCAGCGAGGAUUCCGAUUCUCGUACUAGUCCGUUCGAGAGUAGAUUUCCCAUUAACGUCGGCAUUACGGGCUACGUAGCGACGACUGGUGAAACUGUCAACAUACCGAGCGCUUACGAAGACCCGAGAUUCGAUCCGUUAGUGGACGACGGUACCGGCUUCAGGCAUCGCACGAUUCUCUGUAUGGCCAUCAAGAACUCGUCCGGUCAAAUAAUCGGCGUGAUUCAACUGAUCAAUAAAUUCGACGACCUGCCUUUCACGAAGAACGACGAGAACUUCGUCGAGGCGUUUGCGAUAUUCUGCGGGAUGGGAAUUCAUAAUACGCACAUGUACGAGAAGGCUGUGAUAGCGAUGGCGAAACAAAGCGUCACCCUGGAGGUACUGAGUUAUCAUGCGUCGGCGUCGAUAGAGGACGCGCAGAGAUUGAGAAGCUUGAGAGUCCCGUCAUCGGCGAAUUUUCAACUGCACGAUUUUAAAUUUGACGACAUACACAUGGAGGACGACGAGACGCUCACCGCCUGCCUUAGGAUGUUCCUCGACUUGGACUUCGUCGAGCGGUUUCACAUCGAUUACGACGUGCUCUGCCGCUGGUUGCUCAGCGUGAAGAAGAAUUAUCGAAACGUCACGUAUCACAACUGGCGACACGCGUUUAACGUCGCUCAAAUGAUGUUCGCUAUUCUGACUGCUACGCAGUGGUGGAAGAUUUUUGGUGAAAUUGAGUGCCUCGCGCUCAUCAUCGCCUGCCUGUGCCACGAUCUCGAUCAUCGUGGAACAAACAAUUCUUUUCAGAUUAAAGCUUCGUCACCACUGGCACAGCUGUACUCGACCUCGACAAUGGAACAUCAUCAUUUCGAUCAGUGUUUGAUGAUUCUGAGCAGCCAGGGUAAUCAGGUCCUAUCGAAUCUUUCGCCGGAGGAAUACUCGCGCGUGGUGAAGGUUCUCGAAGAAGCAAUACUGUCCACCGAUCUUGCCGUCUACUUUAGAAAGCGUGGCGCUUUCCUUAGUCUAGCACGCGGCGGUGGCUACAAUUGGGCGUACAGCGACCACCGAGACCUCUUGCGCGGGAUGCUGAUGACGGUUUGCGAUUUGGCCGCCAUUACGAAGCCAUGGGAGGUGGAAAAGAGGGUAGCUGAGCUCGUUAGCAGCGAGUUCUUUGAACAGGGCGAUAUAGAAAGGCAGACGCUCAACAUUACGCCCAUUGAUAUUAUGAAUCGCGAAAAAGAGGACCAAUUGCCAAUGAUGCAAGUUGGUUUCAUUGAUUCGAUCUGCCUCCCCAUUUACGAGGCAUUCGCCCAAUUGUCGGAUAAACUCGUGGCGCUCGUCGACGGAGUCAGGCAAAACAAGCAUCACUGGCUGGAGAUCGCCAAGAGCAAGUGUCAGCCGGAGAAUUGCACGAACCACGACAGGACGAACACGACGUCGCCGACGUCGGUAUCCGACAACGAGGAGACCAGCGAGCAAGCGGACCAAUAGUCAUUACAUCGUCACUGUCACCGGUUAUCCGGAUUAAAUGCACAAAGCACAGCUGUACGUUGCGCCGUCUGCCAGUCGUCAGGAAGAGAAAUAACACGGGGGGGGGAGGGGGAGAGGGAGGGAUCGGGUUACUGUCGUUUACAGGCCGCCCUCGUCGCUUUUCCUCGUCUCAAUUAUCGCGGCCUGUGUCCUGCACGAACAACAAGCGGAUAAUUGAUCCGCACAAUGAAGUCCGUGCUACUUCAUUUACUGUCAAUUAGAUUUUUACGCAGAUCUGCUGAUCAAAUAGACCAAAUAUACAACUUUCUUGCAAACUUCAACGAUACGAUGUAUCUUAAUCAAAAGAGGGAAAACAGAAGUUGUUCCGUAAAUUUUAUAUAAGUUGACGAAACUCUGAAACUAUGCGUCGAUCGAUAUGUAUAUACGAGGUAAGAUACAACAGAUCUUUCUUCUCUCUCUCUCUUUCCCGUCUCCGUCUCUGUCUUGCUUCCUCUCGUCUUCGAUCCACCCUCGUUUACAUGUAUCCUAAAAUCUAAACCGAUCAAUCACCGUAUGCUACUAUUGUACCUGAUUGCAUUGUGUAUAUAUUUACUGUGACAGACCUCUUUUCGAUGCAGAGAGAGAUAGAGAGAGAAUGAAGAUGGGGGAUUGAUUCUCGAGUAUGUUUUAUACAAUAAUCUACGACGCGAUCCGACUCGUUAAAGGACAACCGUGCGAAGCAGUGCCGUACGUGCAAUUAGAUUGUAUGUAUUUGUAUACCAAAGUGUAAAUUUAUAUAUAUCGGGAUCGAUCGCGGCUACGGUCAGCCGGUAAAAUAGCGAUUCGAGUGGUCUGCGACGCGUGCUAAUCAAUUAGCAAUUAAUCGCAGCAGACGUAGUACCUGCCGGGCUUCUCAGUUGCUUUGUCUUCGCUUUUUCUUUCGAAUGUAUCGAUCCUUCGGAUCGAUCUCGAUCCAAACAGUCGUUUUCGUCUUCAGGCGGGACCCCGGUCGCCAGGAAAAACAAAUAGAAGCUACGAGUUCACCAAUAGAGAAGGCAGCAGCUACGUUAUCUUUGACGUUAGACUGGUAAUUUGAAAUUAGAUUAGCCUAUAUAUGAAAAUUUUAGUAUCCCUCGUGUAUUUUACUAUUUUUCACGGAUCCUCGCUGCAAUACCUUAUACCUUAUAGCGCGUUCGUUGAACUCUUGAUUAAUAAAAAAGAUACGCAUAUCAUUAGAUAAUUGUUGAAGCGAAAUAGCUCACAUUCGACGUCAUAUCCUAAACGUGAAAAAAACGGAAUCCCUUUGGUAUCGCGUUCGACGCUUAAUAAACGUUCGUACAGCGCGGCUCUGAGAAGACGAAGACGACCUAGGCAUUUAGUGAUCGCACGUGUGAUCGUUACUUAUAAUAGCGCGUGACUUCCUUAUAUGUUCCUUUAAUCCUGCAAUCUUUGUGAAGUGAUCUUUUUUUUUAUUUUAAUAUUGAUUCCAAGAGAGAGCGGUACUUGUGCCCGCGUCGCCACCAACCUGCGGGCUUAGGUGAUGAAAAUAUAACAUGUGUGAUAAUGUUUUCUCGUGUGCGUGUAACUGUAGCGCGGAUGUGUGCUCGAGAGAGGAGAGAACGAGAAUGCUAUUGUACAGUGAUUUCCUUUUUUCUUGUGUAAAUUAUAUCGUGAAGUGACGCGCAUCAUCGUUAUGAUAAUAACGCUGGUGCGACGCGAGUCAUAUAUUAUUCUACGAACAAUGUCUAAUAUAUUAAAGAGCGAGAGAGAAUAAAUUAUGUGAAUAUA
This is a messenger RNA of Ooceraea biroi (clonal raider ant), 6813 nucleotides long. RefSeq names its product dual 3',5'-cyclic-AMP and -GMP phosphodiesterase 11. Gene Ontology annotation, biological process: signal transduction. Lineage: Eukaryota; Metazoa; Arthropoda; Insecta; Hymenoptera; Formicidae. Gene Ontology annotation, molecular function: 3',5'-cyclic-nucleotide phosphodiesterase activity; protein binding. The record is from RefSeq and is a predicted model, not a curated record.